AUGGCUCUUCCUGCAGUAAACCAGUUUCUUUCGUUAUAUCACGUUGCCCUCCCGUUUGAUUCACAAAUUUCCUACUCCAUCACAAUAGUUAUAGAAAAGGAAAACGUCGAUGGUUUACACACGGAUGGGCUGAAAUUGAGUGAUCUAGAUUGGAAAGGCAUCAAUGCAUCGAAAUAUGUUUGGACAGUGAUAAAUCUACCAGAUCUAAGCAAGGUUGCAAUAUAUCACACUUCUUCCUCGGUAAAGUUCGGUCUCAUUGUGUUUGGAUGGAACUAUAAAUCUUCAUUUGGUUACCCUGGUGGCUAUGAUUUAAACCCUCUAUCACAUGGACCAUCGCCAGGUAAGCCUAGAAACGUUUCAGUGGCUGUUGAUAGAAGCAUUAUGAUCGUUAAAUUGUUGCCAACGGAAGUUUUUGCUGGUCAUGCUAAUCACUACUUAGUGUCUUUGAGAAAAAAUGGAAGCGAUACUUUUGGGAAACCACAGGUUGCAACCAGUCCGUUUAUCCACGAUUUUGGCAAUGAAUCUGGAGUGUACACUGUGAAAAUCGAGGCUGUUGAUAUUGGCAUUGUUGGUGAAGCUGCUUACUAUUACAAUAUAACAAUACAGAGUGAAAUUACCCAGGAAUCUAUUACCCCUGAAGCUAAGACGUCUCAGUGCAAUAUGCCUGCUAUUGCAGGAGGAUUAGCCGGAACCGUUACAUUCGUUGGUCUUGCAGUGAUUAUUUAUCUUUUCUUAAUGCAAAGACGAAAUAAAGGAAGUCAAAUUCAAAUGACCUCAGAAUAUCAAUCCCGCCAGGAAAGUGAACAUACUACACAAGAUGGGUUCGUUAAUUUUGGGGAAAUAAACGAAUAUAACGUACCUCUGCCUGGCGAAAUUUCGUACAUUACGAUCUUAAAAGACUGGGAAAUCUGCCCAGACCGUUUGCAGAUUUUGGACGAGACACUUGGAUCAGGACAAUUUGGCAUCGUAAAGCUAGGGUUAUACACGUCUCUUCUGGAAGGACACAAUAAGGUUGCUGUCAAAAUGUUAAAAGAAAACGCCACGGAACUUGAUCUAUCAGAUCUGAUAACUGAGUUAGAAACCUUGAAAAGAAUUAACAACGACCUACACCCAAAUAUUGUAAGAUUGAUCGGAUGUUGUUUUUCGAAAGGGAAACUAAUGGUUGUAACAGAGUACUGCUCUCCAGGUAAUCUGCAAACCUUUCUCAGAAAAAGUAAAGUCGGUGACAACUCCACUACAUCUGACUUGCGAAAUGUUCAACUGAUAUCGACUGUAAGUGGUCGUGAACUAUUGAAAAUGGGUUUGGAUGUAGCAAGUGGAAUGGUACAUCUUUCCGAUCUGAAGUUUGUUCAUCGUGAUUUGGCUGCAAGAAAUAUUCUCCUUAGCUGUGAUGUGGCAAAAAUUUCAGACUUCGGGCUGACAAGGGACAUCGCAAAUGUUGAGGAAUACAUACGAACAAACCAGGAUCUACUACCUAUUAAAUGGAUGGCUUUGGAAAGUUUACUUUAUGGUCGCUUCACAGUUGCUAGUGAUGUAUGGAGUUUUGGCGUUUUUCUGUAUGAAUUGGUAACUUUAGGUGGGGAACCAUACAGCGAGAUAUCUCCGCUUGAAAUGCAAAAUCAUAUCAAUCGUGGUUGCCGAUUCCCGAAACCUUUUAAUUGCUCAAAUGAAUUAUAUGAAAUAAUGAUGAACUGUUGGCGCGAUCAUGAAAAAAUGCGACCAAAUUUCUCGGAAAUACGACAACAUCUUCAUGACAUGUUAACCGAUAACCAAAAAUCGUAUAUCAAUUUGCAUCAAGUAAAAGGCGAAGACUUGCGAAGAAAGAUUAAUAUCUAA
Dendronephthya gigantea is the source of this 1836-nucleotide messenger RNA. RefSeq names its product fibroblast growth factor receptor-like. Bases 1 to 1836 code for a protein of 611 amino acids. The transcript is spliced from 13 exons. Gene Ontology annotation, cellular component: signaling receptor complex. Lineage: Eukaryota; Metazoa; Cnidaria; Anthozoa; Malacalcyonacea; Nephtheidae. Gene Ontology annotation, biological process: cell surface receptor protein tyrosine kinase signaling pathway; multicellular organism development; positive regulation of kinase activity. The record is from RefSeq and is a predicted model, not a curated record. Gene Ontology annotation, molecular function: transmembrane receptor protein tyrosine kinase activity; ATP binding.